Messenger RNA from Culicoides brevitarsis, 922 nucleotides. It is a transcript of the gene Iyd, whose product is annotated as iodotyrosine deiodinase. The transcript has a single exon. Gene Ontology annotation, cellular component: plasma membrane. NCBI's taxonomy places the organism in Eukaryota, Metazoa, Arthropoda, Insecta, Diptera, Ceratopogonidae. Bases 23 to 922 code for a protein of 299 amino acids. The record is from RefSeq and is a predicted model, not a curated record. Gene Ontology annotation, molecular function: oxidoreductase activity.
GUCGCGCACACAACUCAAAAAAAUGAUUUCUUGGAACUUUUAUGAGUCGUGGGUGGUUCAAAAUUGGCAAUAUUCCGUUCCGACGUUGGCUUUUGCGCUCGUUUUGUGGAAAGUUUUGUCUUAUCAAGCGCCGCAGUUCGAAGAAUGUGACGAAGAAGUGACCAAAGUGGCUCCCCAAAAUCAAACGAAGAAGAAAUUAAGCGAAGAGGAGUACAUUGGCGAAUUUCAGGACGACUCUUAUGACGAAGUUGACACCCCUGCGUUGGAAGAAAAGCCUCACAUCCCAUUUUACGGAGCUACGGUCAUCUUGGAUUCGGAUCCGACGAAAUUUUAUGAGAUCAUGAACGAUCGCCGGAGUGUCAGGAUGUUCAGUGAUCGCCCAAUUGACUAUGAAAUCAUUGAAAAAUGCGUUCAAACUGCCGCUACAAGUCCUUCGGGAGCUCAUACCGAGCCAUGGACCUUUUGUGUGGUCCAAGAUGCGCUCCUAAAGGCUCAGAUACGCGACAUUAUCGAGUCCGAAGAACUUGAAAACUACGAAAGACGCAUGUCGCGAAGAUGGGUCACAGAUUUGAAGCCGCUAAAGACGAAUUUCGUGAAGGAAUAUCUCACGACGGCACCUUAUUUGAUCCUAAUCUUCAAACAAACGUACGGAAUGAUGGAAAAUGGCAGGAAAAAGCAACAUUAUUACAAUGAAAUAUCAGUUUCGAUUGCGACAGGCAUCUUACUUUGUGCCUUACAAGCAGCAGGAUUGAGUUCAUUGGUGACAACUCCCCUAAAUUGUGGUCCCGCAUUAUCGAAUUUGCUCAAAAGACCGAAAAAUGAGAAACUUUUGGUACUUUUGCCGGUUGGAUAUGCCGCGGAUGACUGCACAAUCCCAGAUUUGACGCGAAAAUCCAUCGAUGAGGUCCUAGUUAAAUAUUAA